UUCAUAAAAUACUAAAUCCUUUUCCUAAAAAUCAGUUUUCCUGAAUAAAAAGAAAGGAUUGACAAUUGACAAACGUCCCUUUUCUCCGAGUGCUUGAAUGAAACUGCUGAUACAAAAGGCUCUGAGUUUUGGGUGUUAGUGAAGUGAAGUAUAUCAAAAAUGGUAUCCGUUGCUUACAAAUCCCUAUUCUGUUGGUUCUUGUUGACAUCAUCAUUGUUCAUAUUAUCUUGGUUGUCAUUGCUAAGAUCAACUGGGCACUCUCAUUCUGUUGUAUUUGGUAUACUGCCAAGUUCGAAGCUUUUUCGAUUCCCUGAAAAUUGGAAUCUUGAUGAAUCAGUCAGUGAGAGAGCAAACUGGGAUAAGAAUUCAGUGAAAUGUGGUGCAAAUGUGCCAAUGCUCAGGGUUUUCAUGUAUGAUUUGCCAUCAGAGUUUCAUUUUGAUUUGUUGGGGUGGAAGGGUGUUGGGGAGAAGGAUGUGUGGCCCGAUAUUCGGGAAAAGGUUCCCGACUACCCUGGUGGGUUGAAUCUGCAGCAUAGCAUAGAAUACUGGCUGACUUUGGAUCUCUUGAGCUCUGAAUUUGCAGAGAAUUUGAUAGGUCGUAGUGCUGUACGAGUGCAUAAUUCAAGCGAAGCAGAUGUUGUGUUUGUACCCUUUUUCGCGUCUUUGUGCUAUAACCGGUUCUCAAAGGUGAGGCUGGGCCAGAAGAGGAGCACAAAUGUCGUAUUGCAGGAGAAGUUGGUUAAGUUCUUGGUAGCUCAGGAUGAAUGGAAGAGGUCUGGUGGGAAAGAUCACAUCAUUGUUGCUCACCAUCCGAAUAGUUUGUUAGACGCAAGGAUGAAACUUUGGCCUGCAAUAUUCAUUCUAUCAGAUUUCGGGAGGUAUCCUCCAACCAUUGCUAAUGCUGAGAAGGAUGUGAUUGCGCCUUACAGGCACGUCACUGAGAGUUACGUGGAUGACUCGUCUGAUUUCGAUAGUCGUCCCACCUUGCUCUAUUUUCAGGGUGCCAUCUACAGAAAAGAUGGUGGAACAAUUCGGCAAGAGCUAUACUACAUGCUGAAAAAUGAAACAGAUGUGCACUUCACUUUUGGAACUUACCAAAAGGGCGGCGCUAGGCAGACUUCGAAGGGCAUGCGCGCAUCCAAGUUCUGCCUCAACAUAGCUGGUGACACGCCCUCAUCAAACCGCCUCUUUGAUGCCAUCGCUAGCCACUGUGUGCCUGUCAUCAUCAGCGAUGAGAUCGAGCUUCCCAAUGAAGAUGUUCUUGACUACUCCAAGUUCUGCGUAUUCGUCAGCACAUCGGAUGCUCCAAAACAAGGCUUUCUCUUAAAUCUUACCAGGAAUAUUGGCAGAGAGGAGUGGACUAGGAUGUGGAAGCGGCUGCGAGAAAUCGAACACAUGUACGAGUAUCAGUAUCCGUCCAAAGAGAAAGAUGCUGUUCAGAUGAUAUGGCAGGCCGUCUCCCGCAAGGUUUCCGGCAUCAGAUGGAGGAUUCACCGGAACAGGCGAUUUUCUCGAACGAUCGCCCACAGAAGACAAGCUGUUAGUUCCAGUUCUAUACCGAGGAAUUUUGGUUGAUCAAUCUUGUUGUCUUGAAAAUCUGUGGAAGCUACGGUUGAUCUGGUCCACUUGUCUGCCGGAGAUUGACUGGUUUGAACAAACGGAACGAGGAGGAAGCCAGUGGCCGGAGAAAUCAAUGGUCCGAAUUCUGGAGAUCAGCUGUAAGCUUACACAGUUGAUCAGUUUGUUCAUUAAUUCAACCUUUAGUAGUAAAAAAUGUUUGUUGUUUUAACUUUUUUCAUGUACUACUUCCAGUUGAGUUCAAGAUCAUUGCUCUAUAUACGAAAUUUGUAAGAGAAUAUAUGAAAUUAUAGUAGUAUUAAUAUUAAA
Salvia hispanica is the source of this 1887-nucleotide messenger RNA. Lineage: Eukaryota; Viridiplantae; Streptophyta; Magnoliopsida; Lamiales; Lamiaceae. The record is from RefSeq and is a predicted model, not a curated record.